CUCUGCUGCAGAUCUGCCACCAGCAGCGGACUUGCUGCCAGAGACCGCCGCGACGCACAGCCUGUCUGCGGCGCAUCUGCAGACAGUGUUUCCCGAUAGCGAAAGGCGUCGACUGUGAAGAGUACUUAAGAGAUCGAAAAGUCAAUCGCGAUUUACAAGUUGGUGCCCUCAUAUUUACAGAAUAAGUAUAAGUGAAUUUUAAGAAAUAAACAGUCCGACGGAACGGUGUAAACGUAUCUAUUAAAUAUUAACAAACUACAAAAUCGUCUCCACAGGUAGUACCUACACGAUUUUACUUUGAAGUUUGAGGUUCAUUUCCUGUUCUGACGGUUAAGCUUCCGUUUGAGCGGGCUUUGACCGGAGGUUAAUCUCUAGAAGGCGCGCACCGAGUUUUACCCAGAGAUAGUGUUCCUCACCGGUACCGACAGAAAACGACAGAGAAGACCUGCAGACCUGUCUUUUGUGCUUCUGGUUCUAAGUCAUCAACGCCCAAGGAUACAAUUGUAAGUAUUCAAUUUGAAGUUAAGAAUGUGAGCCACACAUUACACAAAUAUGACAAUUUAUAUGUAUAAAAGUAGUCCUAUCUACUAAGCUAGCAAGACUUGUCGGGAACUUACUGAACUUGUGUGAUGUAAAGUUUUGAUGAUACAUGGCAGUGUGUUAUUUUUUUAGUGUGUUAAUCAUGUAAACUCUAAUUUCAACAUCCAGGUAAACCAAUCUGUUGGAGCAUCCUCAUCCUCCUUGGCAAAUUUAAAACCGAAUCUUAGACUACCCCACUGGAAUAUCUUCUUCUAGUUUUGCUAGGUAGCUGCUCCUAAUAUGACUUGGAACUGUAAGUUGUGUUCAGCUAAUUUCACCACCAGGACACAAUUAUUUAAACAUUGUAGACUGAGGCAUAGCCACUUUUCAAGAGUUAGCCCACUACCAUGCCUCUAUGAUGAUUGCAUGUGCACAUUUCUAACACUUAGUGCACUGGGAACUCAUUUGUCAAGAUACCAUAUUCCAGAACAUAGAACCAGUGCAGGGCAGAGUCAGGAACCUGUAACAUUCAGGUGCCCUUUAUGCACAUAUCAGCACCCUUUUUCUGAGUCUGUACUCCUCAGUCACAUAAGAUCACACUUAAAAAAACACGAAAUGGUACUCUGCCCAUACAAAGACUGUAACUAUAGCACAAAUGUGUACUCUUCAUUCAACUCUCAUAAAAGCAGAGUGCAUCGAGCAAAUCUUGCAUCAGACUUUCGCAAUGACAUUGUCUCUGAGCAUACGCAGAAUCCUCAGUCCACUAGCUCCGAGGUCACUUGUGACUUGAAUGAGGAGUGUCCAGGUAAUAGCACUGACAUACAGGAUGAAGAGCAGCAUGAUAGCUUUGAACUAAAAAAUCAGCUCAAACUUAAUUUAGCGUCUCUAUUUUUAAAGAUGCAGGCUAUCCUUCAUGUGUCAAACACAGCCACACAGGAAAUAGUGGACAACCUGAAUCAGAUCUUCUCUUUAUCCCAGCCAUUGAUCAAGGGGGCAGUUAGUGAUAUAUUGGAGAGACAUGGUCACAAUAUCACAGAUUCCACACUCAAUGAAGUUGUCAGUGCGGUCAUGGACUCUAAUGUUGUAUAUAGUAGUACCUCCAAAGGUGCAGAGCUGUCCUCUUCCAAGCGAAGAAAGACAUUUGUCGAGCACAGCUAUCCAAUGGUCAUCCCGGUAGAGUACCAUUUAGAAGCAUCUGGUCAUACCAUCAUGUAUGUUCCAAUCCUUCAAAUGAUUCAGGAGUUGUUUAAAAACACAGAUAUUCUCAAGAAGAUUCAAGAACCUAAUUCUGAGCCUGGUCAUUAUGUGUCAUAUCGUGAUGGCUCUCAUUUCCAUGAAAAUAUGUUACUCUCAAAAGAAGAACUAAACAUAGCAAUCCAGCUAUAUAUUGAUGACCUUGAAAUUGCUAACCCUCUUGGCACAUCACGAAAAAUUUACAAAAUUUGUGCAUUAUACUGGGUCAUUGCCAAUCUGCCGCCCAAAUACAGAUCAGCAAUGCACACUAUACAACUGGCUGUGCUUGCUAAAGUAACGGACCUCAAGAAGUAUGGGUAUGCAGCUAUACUUGCUCCAUUUAUGCGAGAUGUUCACAUUCUUGAACAAGAUGGUGUGUUCAUUGAAUCGUUAGGUCAAAAUGUGAAAGGCACCAUCUUUUGUGUUUCUGCUGACAAUCUGGCUGCUCAUGGAUUAGGUGGCUUUAUAGAGUCAUUCAAAGCAGAGUAUGUUUGCAGAUUCUGUAUGGCCACAAGUGAACAGUUUCAAAAAACUGAAGUGAGAGUGGAAAAGUUUGUUCCAAGAUCCAAAGCCAGUCAUGACCUUCAUGUACAAAACGUCCUAGAAAGUGACAUUCUGAGCAGCCAAUUUGGUGUCAAAGGUGAUUGUGUCUUGCAUGAGACCCUGAACUACUUCCAUCAAAUCACGGGUCUUCCUCCAGAUAUCCUUCAUGAUCUUCUGGAAGGUAUUGUUCCCGUUGAGCUUUCUCUUUGUAUUAAAGAAAUGAUUCGGCUGAAGUACUUCACUUUAGAGUAUUUGAACCAAAAGAUAUCUUCCUUUCCAUAUCAGCACACUGAUAAAGUAAACAAACCUAAGCCUAUUCCUAAGACAUUCAUGACUCGGAGAACAAUCGGAGGUAAUGCGCAUGAAAAUGCCACUCUGCUCAGACUACUGCCAUUACUUGUAGGUAGUAAAGUGCCAGAGGGCAAUGUUGUAUGGGCAGUUUUGAUGGAAUUAAAAGAAGUGGUGGAACUAGCAUUGUGCCCAUCUUUUACUGAUGAAACCUUGGAUUAUUUUGUGUGCAAAAUCAGCGAUCACAGACAGAUACUGCAAGAGGUUUUCCCUCACUUUAGGCUGCGUCCUAAACACCACUAUAUGGAACAUUACCCCAACCUUGUUAAGUGCUUUGGACCCCUAGUACAUGUUUGGACGAUGCGAUUCGAGGCCAAACAUCGCUUCUUCAAAAGAGUGGUCCAUGACUCUCAAAACUUCAAAAAUAUAUUGAAAACACUCGCAAUCAGUCACCAGCACAUGAUGGCAUAUCAUCUUGGUGCACCCUCAUUUUUCAAGCCGAAAACCCAAACAUCCAGUGUUGAAACUGUCUGGGUUUCUGCUCUACCAGAGGUAGCUCAGGCUCACAUUAGAGGACUUACUGCUAAUGAUACUGUCUACCAUACAUCAAAGGUGAUAAUUGAUGGCAUCGACUAUAUCAGUGGAAUGUUUGUGUCAGUUGGAGUUAGUGGGGGACUGUCUAAAUUUUGCAAACUAGAACAGAUCUACCUUGUGAAUCAGAAUGUUUCUUUUCUCUGUUGUGAUUUUGACUCCUGGUAUGUAGAACAUCUUCGGUCUUAUGAGCUUUCAGCCACACAUUGCCUGUCCAUCCACCAGCAAUCUGAUUUCAAUGAUUCUGUCCCACUCUCUGCAUACCAAAUAGAAGGAUUGCUGCUGUUGACUCCGAAGAGGUUCCUACAAGUGAGACAGAAUUGAGACUACUCAUUGUGCAAUGGCAGCUGAACCUUCAGAAAUGAUCCUCCGUGUCAUUGAGGCAGACCGUGUUAUAAAAUUAAAACUCAGCUCCCGGCCUAGCUCUGUUGACCAACUAAUCAACAUUUUGA
Molecule: messenger RNA, 3626 nt
Organism: Pleuronectes platessa (European plaice)
Lineage: Eukaryota; Metazoa; Chordata; Actinopteri; Pleuronectiformes; Pleuronectidae
Source: RefSeq, a predicted model, not a curated record